Messenger RNA from Phyllopteryx taeniolatus (common seadragon), 1908 nucleotides. RefSeq names its product cAMP responsive element binding protein 3-like 3a (gene creb3l3a). Gene Ontology annotation, biological process: regulation of transcription by RNA polymerase II. The record is from RefSeq and is a predicted model, not a curated record. The coding region runs from base 123 to 1418 and encodes 431 amino acids. Gene Ontology annotation, molecular function: RNA polymerase II cis-regulatory region sequence-specific DNA binding; DNA-binding transcription factor activity, RNA polymerase II-specific. Gene Ontology annotation, cellular component: nucleus. Lineage: Eukaryota; Metazoa; Chordata; Actinopteri; Syngnathiformes; Syngnathidae. The transcript has 10 exons.
AGAGCAGCUGAGUGAUUCAAUAGAAAGUCUUCGGCGACAAAGCUUCUCCAAAAACGGCAUAUUUUGAUUGGGAUUUUUCGUGUUGGGGGACCUCCUUGGUUUGCCACCCGAGCAGGGAAAAUAUGGAGCACUACCCGGAUCAGCAGGCAUACGAUGGCAUGGAGCUGCUCGAUUGGCUGUUUGAUCAAAACGAUGGAAUCCUCCGGCACGAGGAAGAGGGACAAUGUGACAACCAGCAGCAACACUGGCCCGUGCAGGAACCAAAUCAGAUGCUCCAGCUGGCUGAACAGGCCGACGCCGACUUCAUCAACGCUCUCCUGAGUGGAGGCGAAUCAGCGUCGGGCUCGCCUCUCUGGUCCCCCUCGCCGAGCGACAGCGGGAUCAGUGAGGAACCACCCUCGGACCAGAUGGAUAGCCCUCAGCGACCCGAGAGCCCCCCCGCCGAUUUUCAUUGUCUGGGUCUGAGGUCGCAGGCCAAGGCAGCCUUGGAGGCCCAAGUGCCCAUUAAACCCAACGUCUGGGAGGUCGAGCGCCCCGCCGACAGGAUAAGAUAUCCACAAUAUUCCUCGAACGUAAACAGAGCGCCACUGUGUUCUGGCUCCGCUCUGACUGUUAAGGAUCUGCUGCUGAGUGGCACGGCCGAACCCCCUCCGCAGCCAUUCCAACAGUCCGUUCAAGAAUUGAUUCUCAAUGAAGAUGAGAAGAAGCUACUUGCCAAGGAGGGUGUGAGUCUGCCGAGCCAAUUGCCGCUCACCAAGUAUGAAGAAAGGAUCCUAAAGAAAAUACGGAGAAAGAUUCGUAAUAAGCAGUCGGCCCAGGAGAGCCGUAAAAAGAAGAAAGAGUACAUUGAUGGACUGGAGAGCAGGAUGGCUGCAUGCAGCGCACAUAACCUGGAGUUGCAGCGGAAAGUAUCUCAGCUGGAGAAAUGUAACAUUUCACUGAUAGAACAGUUGCGCCGGCUCCAAGCUCUGGUCAUGAAUACAUCCAACAAGCCGGCCCAGACUGGGACAUGUGUGCUGGUGCUCUUGUUGUCCUUCUCCCUAAUCCUCUUCCCAAGCCUCAAGCCCUACGCUGAAACCAAAGUCAGCCAAGGAGACUUCAGCCCAGUCAGAAUCCAGUCAAGGUCCCUGCAGAACGUGGAGGCCUCUCGCAUCCUUCACAUCAUCGAUCCCCCGUUGCACACCCGAGACGAAUCGAAGCCCGUGCACCGGCCUUUCCUGGGAGAUUCGGGACUGGAAAUCACCACCCUGAUGGGGAACAUGAAACUGAAUCGAGAACUGGACGCAAUGUCUCCGAACAGCAGCCGGGAGGAAAGCCUGCGGCAUUUUCACGUGGACCCGGUCACCGGCCACAUAGCCACGGUGACAUUGGAUCCGAAACACUCCGCCAGGCUGCCGCCAAACGCUGAUGGCAUGUAAAAGUUGUGAUUCCUUUGAAUUGUCGUCAUCCUUUUCUUAGAGCUGUUUUUUUUUUCAAUCAUGUCAUGAAUAUUCUGUAUCCCUAGUCUUGACCUUUCUUCAUUUUUCCACGUUCUUUUGUAUCCGUGUGUGCAUUACUGAACUGUUGUUAAACUGAAAUUACUUGUCAAUUUGCGUCAAAUCAUAAGCGAUACCAGCAGUCUAAUCUCACUGGGUAAUUUAACUACAGUGGACCCCCGUUUAUUGUCGGGGAUACGUUCCAGACUCAGAGGGGAAAAUUUGCGCUAGAGACCAUAACAAAUAUUUUUGUAUACCCACACACUUUAAACCAAUUCAAACAAAUAUUUCUUACCACCUGUUCUCAUACCCGCUAACGCAGUUCUCCAAAUAAGGGGUAAAGUGUGCUCACUUCAAGCUGUUUAUUUGUCCCUCCCAGUUCGAAUUUACUGAAGACUGACAUAAAACAAGAAUAAAACAUUGUACAGUGGUG